This is a messenger RNA of Silurus meridionalis, 1138 nucleotides long. RefSeq names its product NKAP domain containing 1 (gene nkapd1). The record is from RefSeq and is a predicted model, not a curated record. NCBI's taxonomy places the organism in Eukaryota, Metazoa, Chordata, Actinopteri, Siluriformes, Siluridae.
ACAGCAGAUGGCGGUAUAUCACCACAAGCGUCGUUUAUUACUCGACAUUAAAAAGACGGAAGUUUGUAUCGAAACGUAAAAGCUCGGUGGUUUGCAACUUGUCCAGGUAAACAUGGCGAAGGUUCCUUUGGGAAAAGUGCUGCUUCGUAAUGUCAUCCGGCACACAGACGCCCACAACAAGAUCCAGGAAGAGUCGGAGAUGUGGAAGCUGAGGGACAUGCAACUACAUACUCCAUCUCCUCAUGAGUCAAAGCACAGCUGGAGCACAAGAAGCAUGCACUGUGACCGAUAUUUGAAAGAGUCGGGAGGAUCUGCGCAUGGCAAAAGCGCGUGUCUGUCUGAGGGGGAAGAACGAGAGGCUCGUUACUGGACACGGAAACUUUAUGAAUUUAAUGCCAAUGAUCCGGACCGAUGGGGUCAUAGUGGGUUUAAGGAGCUUUACCCAGAGGAGUUUCAGUCAGACAGGGAAUCACGUGAUGCUAAACACAAAGAUGCUCAAAACAAAAGAAGAAUAAGAAAUCCUCUAAGCGAAAGAAAAAGAAAAAGAAAAAGAAGCAGAGGACCGAAGGGUCGGACUCGGAGUCCGAGAGCUGCGCGAGCGACGGCGCCAAAAGUAAGGAAAUGCGGCAAAAGCAAACACCGCAGGAAAAAGGCCCACAAACGCAAAGCGACCGAUGAGGACAGCAGCACAGAGGACAUCGAAUUGAACAAAGGGCGAGAAAAGGCAAAGAGGAAAAGACACAGACCCGUAACAGACACGCAAACAAAGCCGGAAAGGAAGAAAAGGAAGAACUGGAAAGCGGCGAAUGAAGAAAAAUCGGAGGAGAGCUCUGAGGAAUGACUCGCUCCACCAUGAUCAUUUGUGUGGGUCAUUUUAUCAGAUGCCUUCAUUAGCGUGCAGUCUGAUCUUCAUACCUCACUACUUGAUGGAACUUACUGUUAUUUUUACUCAUGCUGUAAACUUGGUUUUUAUAUCGUUUUACUGAAUCAGACACGUCACCGUAUAACGUUUUUAUAUACAUUUUUGCUGGAACAAUUUCUUUAAAACUCAAAAACUCAGGUAUUUUAUGAUAUUAUGGUAAAUAACAAAAUUGAAGAUGGAUGAUAAAGAAUCUCCCGAGUACAUUGGGACAAUGAA